UCCGCCGGGUCUGAUCCCUCCGGAGGGCAAGGGCAUGUCCACUGGGGAUUUUCUCUCACGGUGGAAGCCGCUCAGUGAGAUGGACCAGUCGUCUCCAACCUACAUGCUUGCCAACUUAACCCACUUGCAUUCUGAACAGCUCCUGCAAGGCUUGAACCUCCUUCGCCAGCAUCACGAGCUCUGUGAUAUUAUCCUUAGAGUUGGGGAUGUCAAGAUCCACGCCCACAAAGUGGUGCUUGCCAGCAUCAGUCCGUACUUCAAAGCCAUGUUCACCGGGAACCUUUCUGAGAAGGAAAACUCAGAGGUGGAGUUCCAGUGCAUUGACGAGGCAGCCCUGCAGACCAUCGUGGAGUAUGCCUACACAGGAACUGUGUUUAUCUCACAAGACACUGUAGAGUCGCUUCUUCCAGCUGCGAAUCUUCUCCAGGUCAAACUGGUAGUGAAGGAGUGUUGUGCGUUUCUUGAAAGCCAGCUUGAUCCUGGCAAUUGCAUCGGGAUUUCUCGUUUUGCAGAGACCUAUGGCUGCCAUGACCUCUACUUGGCUGCUAACAAGUACAUUUGUCAAAACUUUGAAGAUGUUUGUCAGACGGAAGAAUUUUUUGAGCUUACGCAUUCUGAAUUGGAUGAAAUUGUUUCCAACGACUGCUUGAAUGUUGUGACAGAAGAAACCGUUUUUUAUGCACUAGAGUCCUGGAUCAAAUAUGAUGUGCAGGAGCGACAGAAGUACUUAGCACAGCUGCUACAUUGCGUUCGGUUGCCGCUGCUGAGCGUUAAGUUUCUUACGAGGUUAUACGAAGCAAACCAUCUCAUUCGUGAUGACCAUACUUGCAAACAUCUGCUAAAUGAGGCCCUAAAAUACCACUUUAUGCCUGAACACAGACUUUCCCACCAGACCAUGUUGAUGACACGACCUCGCUGUGCUCCUAAAGUUCUUUGUGCUGUAGGAGGAAAAGCUGGACUGUUUGCGUGUUUGGAAAGUGUUGAAAUGUAUUUUCCUCAGAAUGACUCCUGGAUAGGCCUGGCACCUCUUAGCAUUCCCCGCUAUGAAUUUGGAAUAUGUGUCCUAGACCAGAAAAUAUAUGUUGUAGGAGGGAUUGCAACCCACGUGUGUCAAGGCAUCAGUUACCGAAAGCAUGAGAAUUCAGUGGAGUGCUGGGACCCCGAUACGAACACUUGGACAUCUCUUGAAAGGAUGUUUGAGAGCCGGAGUACUCUGGGAGUGGUAGUUCUGGCAGGAGAGCUCUACGCCUUAGGUGGCUAUGACGGGCAGUCUUAUUUACGAACUGUGGAGAAAUACAUUCCUAAAGUGAAGGAAUGGCAGCUAGUGGCCCCAAUGAACAAAACAAGAAGUUGUUUUGCUGCAGCUGUCUUGGACGGAAUGAUAUAUGCCAUUGGUGGCUAUGGUCCUGCCCAUAUGAACAGCAUGGAGCGUUACGACCCAAGUAAAAACUCGUGGGAGACAGUCGCUUCAAUGGCUGAUAAGCGAAUAAACUUUGGUGUCGGUGUCAUGCUGGGCUUCAUUUUUGUAGUAGGUGGACACAAUGGUGUGUCUCACUUAUCGAGCAUUGAGAGAUACGAUCCUCAUCAAAAUCAGUGGACCGUGUGUCGACCCAUGAAGGAACCCAGAACAGGAGUUGGUGCAGCUGUAAUUGAUAACUACCUUUAUGUAGUUGGAGGUCAUUCAGGGUCAUCCUAUCUGAACACUGUACAGAAAUACGAUCCCAUCUCGGAUACCUGGCUGGACUCUGCUGGGAUGAUGUACUGUCGAUGCAAUUUUGGUUUGACUGCACUUUGAUGAGAAGCAGGACUUUACGGACCUGAUGCAAAGAUGGAGCUUAAUCUGCUUGAAAAUAAACCCUGCUGGUGGAGACCAUACGCUGCGUUUUCUGAAGAUGGGGGAAUGUGGUGAAGUUGGGAUUGAAAUGAGGAAGGAUUUGUUUUCUUCAGGUUAUUGGCCUUUGUUACUUCAGAAGGAAUGGAAAGCUUAUUACCAGGUGGGUUUAGAUAGCGUCCUGUUGAUGGCAGUGAAUUCUAGAGAGUACUGUACAUGCCUGGGAUAUGAUUAGAAAACUUACUGUAUAUCUAACCCUUUGACUUUCUAGAGCUUUUCUCUCUUCCUCCUGCCUACUAUGAAAUAUGAAGUUUACUGUGCUUGGGGUGAGAGAUGUGUGAAUGUGUUGUAUGACUGGACAGUUUGCUGAUAGUUGUCUGGUUGUGUCUUCAUAUUAAGAAAGCGCCAGUGCUUCGUAAUUUUUUUUUAUGAACAGUAACUAAAGGGCUGCCUUGUUUCUGUAUCUCAAGGUUUGUAAAUAAUAAAUGCCAUAGUAUGUUGCCUGCACACUCUCCUUUGUUACCCGCUUACCGGUAGGAGGGCUGGGAUGGUAAUUAGUAACUACUUCAAGAAAUUUACAAGGCAAAUUUGUUGCCUCUUAAUGUAGUUUUUGGAUCUGCUGAAGAGAAAUCACAUUUUUAACUUUCCCUUAUUGUUGUUUGGGGUUUUUUUUGUGGAUAAAUGAGUGCUAGAUUAAAUGACUUAAUCUUGCUAGUCUGCUGUGUGUUUUCAAUUAUAAUACAAGGAAAAAUUACAACAGUCAUGCAUCGGAAGAUGCCACAGCAUCAUUCAUAGCGUGAUACAAAAUAAAUACUCAAAAAUGAGUCCAUCCCAUCCUUCUCCCAAGCGCACUUGUGUCCAUAUUCCGUAUAACUUCCUUUUUUAAAAGAAUGUAUGAUUGCUUUCUCAGAGUGUUCAGUUACAAACAUGGUGCUAAAUGUAGGACUUAACGAUAAGGCUGUUACUGAUUUUAGUGCAGUAUGCAUAAAGCAUGAUUGUUUUGAUUGUUCUGGUGUUUUUGUUUCUUAUUUGCUUGAUACAUGCGUGCCUAUGAAGACUGUCAAGAGUAACACAGUGUACUGAAUGAGCUCUACGUUUGUUACGUUUUGGGUUUUUUUUUCCAGAAGAUACACAUUUUUUGUUCCUAUUCUCACAAAUACACAAGUAGGGAGUGACUAGCGAGAUCCCAUCUCGGGUUCUUUAGACAGUCUUGCCUUUAACAAUGAAUGAAGGGCGCGGGGCAUAGUUGCUCAUCCCCAGUGCGUGUCCUGUGUAACGGAGUACUGAAGGUCGGUUCCUGUGAUUAACCAGAACCUCAAGAAAGAAAACUUUGUGAUAGUCCUAAACUUAGUGAAAAUUUGGGCAGAUAAAUAGAAAGCGAUGCUGUGGGCUAUAAACAUUAUUUAAAAUAGAUGACUGAAUAAAUAUGAAUUUUAGCUAAUUUAGAAUGUUUUGGUUUGUCUUCUGAUUGUAACUAGGAAUCAUGGUUAUCUUGAAUUUCUGGUUUGAUGUCUGUAUGUGUAUUGCCAGGCCUGGUACUGAAGAAUUUUUCUGCCUCCAGAGUUAUUUUCCCCUUGUUUUAACAUGUUAAAUUAAUGUUUGUUUCCCCUUGUUUUUCAAGCCCAUCUAGUAUUAUUUUUGAAGGUGCAAUAAUACUUGAAAGAGUUGCUUUAAAAGCCAUUUCUUUAUAAGUAUGCUAAGUGGAGGGUUCUGAGCGUACUUGAUUUAUUCUGAGUUCCUGCAAAGCUAAUGGCAGCCAGGCAGGCAGCGGGGUUCCUUGUUCUUCCAUACGCUGACGUUCAGAUUUUAAACAGUCAAGAAGGCGAGGGCGUUUUCACCAUAAAACAUUAUUCGUAGAUAACGUGUGUUUGCACAGAUUACAAAAUCCUGCAUGUAUUCUUCAAAUUUGGUAGAAUUAAGCAGGACUUUAAAAGCAAAUAAACUGCAUUGAAAACACUGAAAUUGUUAAUUAUAUUUGACCCACUAAGGAUUCUAGUUAUAUAGCAAUAAUAGCCUAAUUUAAUUGUUCCAGUGAAUCUGUUGAUAGGACACAAGUAGCUACAUGGUUUUAUGUUGCGUGUUUGUGUGUGGGGAGGAGAAGGAAGGGGAGCAGGUUUGGGGAUUAAGGGAGAUGUUUCAGCCUGUUGCGUCGAUUGCCUUCUCAUUCUGUUCAGGUAAAUGCACACAAUGAAUGUUUCCAUGUGCUGUUUUACUUUUCAGUCUGUUUCACAGAGAUGCCAUCAAUGAUCAUAUUUUCCAACAUACACUGGAGAUAAAGAUGCUUAACGAACUAAUAUUAAAAUAAGAAAAAUUUCUUACCUAAAAGAGAAGUUUAUGCCUUUUAUUGAUAGGAGGCUUUCCACGCAGUUCGGUAUACACCGUACCUUUUAGAGUUUAACUACAGUAGGAUUCCAUGAAUGAAGACGCUCAUAUACAUGUUCUGAUUGGAAGUAUUAGUAAACACUGUUUUCAGUUAGGAGAAAGUGGUGCAAGGUAUAGGAAUCGUUUUGACUUCAUCAGAACAAAAAAAUCUGUCGGUCAGGGUGGUGGUGAUGGUUAUUCAAUGUUUGAAUAAACACCUUUCAUUUAUGGAAGUCAAAGCACUUAAAAUUGCGAAGUGUUUUAUUCUCUUUACCUAGGCAGUGGCAAUGUUCAAUGAGGUCACAGAGAUUGACCCCGUACUGUGUCAUGUGGUGGUACUGCUAAAUUUGAGGUAGCAGCAUAAACAAUUUUGUAGUACGCAGGCUUGGUAUGAAGAAUGGGACGAAUGCCUAACGAAAUAGACUGCUGUUACUAAAUGAACUGUUUAGCUGGAAGUGGAUCGAACGGUGCGUCAACCGAGGGAUCGUGUCACUUAAAAUCACGCCAUCUUCAUUUUCUGUUCCGGGUGCUUGUUGUCCUGUUCACUGAAGUGCUUAGUUAUAGGAAGAUCAGACACAACAAUCGGUUUAAAUCUGCAUUUAAAGAACAAUACUCUCAUUGUAACGUCUGUCUUGCAGUUU
Aptenodytes forsteri (emperor penguin) is the source of this 4833-nucleotide messenger RNA. RefSeq names its product kelch like family member 28 (gene KLHL28). Gene Ontology annotation, molecular function: protein binding. The transcript has 5 exons. NCBI's taxonomy places the organism in Eukaryota, Metazoa, Chordata, Aves, Sphenisciformes, Spheniscidae. The record is from RefSeq and is a predicted model, not a curated record. The coding region runs from base 35 to 1795 and encodes 586 amino acids.